Sinocyclocheilus rhinocerous is the source of this 238-nucleotide messenger RNA. RefSeq names its product E3 ubiquitin-protein ligase MYCBP2-like. The annotation marks the transcript as partial. The transcript has 2 exons. Gene Ontology annotation, cellular component: plasma membrane; nucleus. The record is from RefSeq and is a predicted model, not a curated record. Gene Ontology annotation, molecular function: ubiquitin protein ligase activity. Gene Ontology annotation, biological process: regulation of synaptic assembly at neuromuscular junction; axon guidance. Lineage: Eukaryota; Metazoa; Chordata; Actinopteri; Cypriniformes; Cyprinidae.
CGGGUUCAUGUCUUGCCCUAUUUGCAAGAACAAAAUAAACCACUCUGUCCUAAAAGAUCUGCUGGAGCCCAUCAAAGAGCUGUAUGAGGACGUGAGGAGAAAGGCUUUAAUGAGACUGGAGUAUGAAGGACUACACAAGAGUGAAGCCAUCACAAUGUCUGGAGCUCGAUUCUACAACAACCCCGCUGGAUUUGCCAUGAACAGAUAUGCUUACUACGUCUGCUUCAAGUGCAAAAAG